UCAAGAUCUUUCUUUACAGCGCUAAAAUGCCCAGACCAGAUGUUUUCAACUUGGAGGUUUUUGCCAAAUCGGGAAAUGGUAAAAGGGGUGAGUUCAGAAAACGAAAAGUACGACCCGUGUGCUAUUUAGUACUUGUAUUUGUCAAACUGGCUAAAUUUGGUUGGACAGCUGCAGCUUCAUCAUCUUCUGAAAAUUACUACGCCUCAGUCAGCGAGGCACGAUCGAAUUCAAAGCCAACGAACGGAGACAAGCUGGGAGGGUCAAAGUUGACAGAAGAGACAAAGGCCUUAGUAGCUUUGGGCAUUCUUCUGCUCUUAGCGUUCGCAGCUGGUCGUUGGAUAGAAUACGAGAAAAUUCAGAUUAACAGGAUGUUCCAAAAACUGAAGGCUGAUUAUGAGGCGCUGAAAGCCAAUGGGUCCACCAGCCAAAAAGGCACGGGCACGAAAUGCGACGAUUACUGGGAGCCUAACGGAGAAAGCUGCUACUAUUUCUCUCGAGCUGCUUUGACUUGGGAGGACAGUCGAAGAUUUUGCACUCACAGCUCCGGCGAUCUGGUGAAGAUUGACAGCUACAACAAGCAGAGAUUUUUGGCACAAAGACUGAGGGACAUAAAGACCUCUCCAGAGGACAAGUAUUGGAUCGGUCUGACGGACUCCCAGCAGGAGGGUCAAUGGCUGUGGAUGGACGGCUCCCCUCUAAAUCCCAGCUUGGCGUUCUGGGCCCCAUCGGUCCCUGACUAUUGGCAGCGUGAGAGCAACGGCGAGGACUGCGCACACAUGGGUGACCAGGACGUUGCAAACGAAUUGCAGAGCUGGUUCGACAGAGCCUGUGACAUUCCACACAAGUGGAUCUGUGAAAAGCCCCAUAAAGGAUGACAACUCUCUGAUUACGAUUACUAAUGAAACUCCAUAGAAAGACAACAAAUGAAUGUAGUUUCACAAGAAUGAAUGAAUGAAAUAUUUAUUGUCAUCAUCAUCGGUAUCAUUGACAAUCAUUGACAAUUACAAAAUGUGAUAUGAUUUGCCCGAAGGAACCGGAGAAGGAGACAAAGGCAGACGGGAGGAAGCAUAUGCUUAUCAGUUUCCCGUCCCCCAUACAACUAAAGACGCACAUUCAGACAUGGUACAUACAUCAGAUGGCCACAAACUGUACAAUGACACAAUCAACAAUCUGGGUUUACAAUGACUCAGCGUCCAGUCAAGCAACUCUAUUAAUUUCAGGGCGUACAAGGUUAUGGCUUUGUCAUGUCCCUGACAUUUUUGCAUCUGUUUGCUGUGGGAACAUUUUGUUGUGGCUAUGUGUGUGGCAAAAGUGAUUAUGUGUUAUCAAAGCUGGUGUGAGUAGCGACUCAGCUUUUCUUAUAGGUCUCUUAAAAGGAUACAUUACUAAGUUGCACACGGUGGCAACAAUUGGCGCACACAAGGAUCACUGUAACAGUUUCAUCAGACAUGAAUGUAUGAGGAAAAUCAAACAACAUGUUGUACAUAUUUUAUCCCAAGAUUAAUGUCUCCACAGCAAAAAACAUGCUUAUUAUUCAUUUAUACAGUAUCUUUUCCAUAUACUCAGUAAACUGGACAUUUGAAUCAGGAGCUCGGUAGACACAGCAGAUAAUAAUGUUUUCUACAAUUGGGGAUAGGGAGCUCAAUUGUAAUACAUUCCAGGAGAUUGUCAAUCAUAAUUGCAACACCCCCUUCCCCCUUAGAUGCCCGAUUUAUUUGUGUCAUGUUACAGUGCCUUGCAAAAGUA
Molecule: messenger RNA, 1746 nt
Organism: Corythoichthys intestinalis (scribbled pipefish)
Lineage: Eukaryota; Metazoa; Chordata; Actinopteri; Syngnathiformes; Syngnathidae
Product: hepatic lectin-like
Exons: 6
Coding region: 27-875 (282 amino acids)
Biological process (GO): biological process involved in interspecies interaction between organisms; immune response
Cellular component (GO): external side of plasma membrane
Molecular function (GO): carbohydrate binding
Source: RefSeq, a predicted model, not a curated record